Beta vulgaris subsp. vulgaris (sugar beet) is the source of this 2292-nucleotide messenger RNA. RefSeq lists its product as hypothetical. The coding region runs from base 384 to 1814 and encodes 476 amino acids. The record is from RefSeq and is a predicted model, not a curated record. Lineage: Eukaryota; Viridiplantae; Streptophyta; Magnoliopsida; Caryophyllales; Amaranthaceae. The transcript has 7 exons.
ACGGCGCAUUCUUGAUAUUUCUUCUCUCGUCCUUUUCUCUGUUGUUUCUUCAUCAUUCAAAUACUCCAGAAUUGAUACUUCAAUCAUUUUCUCUCUCCUCUGAAUCUUCGAUCUCUCUGAUUUUUCCUUGUUUGAAGUGUUUUUAGCUGCCUUUAUCAGGAUAAGUAAAUCCUAUAUCUCCCUCGGGAAAACAUGCGUUGCAGCAGGUGAUAUGCACGCUUUUCUCUACUUGUCCUGUUCGAUGAAAAGAAGAAUCACAAGAUUUUGUUUCCUUGUGUUAUAGAUAGUCAUUGCUUGAAAUAGGGUUCUCUUUUCUUCUUAUGGUGCACUAUUUGAGCCAAAAAGGUCAAGUGUGUGCUGGAAGGCCUCUAUAAUACUUUUCGAUGGGGGAACAACAUGAUAGUUUUGGUCUGAGGAGGAAUUCUAAAAUGCCCAGUGGAACCUAUCAGAAAAUUGCAGCCAAAGUUGCUUCUGUGCCAAAGACUUUGACACAGAAAUCUCGUAAUCAUAUUGUUCCAAAAGAUCUUGUAGUGAGAGGAGUUGCUGGUGAUGUAGCAUUUUUUCUACUAAAGGUGGCUGCUCUGGAAACUACAAGGAGGUUUUCAAGAGCUAAGUGCCCAUUUGCUUGGCGUAGUAUUCAGGCAUUCCAAAUGCUAUGUUAUCCACCAUUUAAGUGGGUCCACAGAUGGGCUCCCUUAAAGGGCUUGGUUCGCGGAAUGCAGAUGUUGUCACGUCCACUGUUAGUCAUCUCCAUAGCAACAGCUUUGUCUGACAAUGCAGUUAAGGCAAGCAAUUCAGACGAUGAGCAUGAUUCUCAUGCACCUGAGAACUUAGAUGAAACUUCAUCCUCUGUCCAACCCUAUUUUGAGGCAAGGAACGAUGAUAAAUUUCCUAGCUGUCCACCACCGGAAAAUUGGAUACUUAAACUUCACGAAGAACUUGAAAGUCAAGGGAUCAGCUUACCAGACAGGAUUAAUGAGAGUGAGCUUCGAAGAUUUUACAGUGCUGCAAAUGGCGACUUUUCGUGCCUGCUUUCAUCAAUUAAGAAGACAAUUCGUUGGAGAGAAACAUAUCACAUUCUUUCAGAACAGGAACUUAAUAUGUGGUCAGAUAUUGUCUUCUGGCAUGGCUAUGAUGUGAGACACAGACCUUGCUUGAUUGUACGUCUUGGUCUAGCUUGCACCAGUCUACCAAAUCAUGAUAGGCCACGAUUUGCGCAGGCCGUGGUUUCUCAGAUGGAGCACGGUAUCCUGCAUUUGGCUGAUCGUGAAAGUCCUAAAGUUAUGGUUUUGGUGGAUUGUGAAGGUUUAUCUCCUUUUAAACUCCCAAUGCAAAUGAUAAGAUCCUGCUCUCUGCUAUUUCAAGAUCAUUUUCCACACUGUCUUGGUGGUUUAUAUGUCAUACGGCUUCCUCCAGUAAUUCGGGUGAUGGUGCAAACUUUCAAGAAAGUUUUAAAUCCUGUCACUAAGCAGAAGUUGAAAUUUCUCGGGUUACAGUACCGGGAGAUUCUUUCCGAGUAUAUUCAGGAGCUUCCAGCGUGUCUUGGUGGUAAAUGCGUAUGUGAGAUAUGUUCAAGUGCAAGUUCCCACAAUGCUCGGCGUUUUCCUUCUAUGGAAGUUGCAAAUCAAUUGCUUGCAGAUGGACUUAAUCUUGAGGACGUUGAUCUUGAUCAUCUCAGAUCUGAGAUUGAUGUUCGUCAUAGUUUAGAUGAAGUGCUAAGAACUGGCAUGAUUGGAAUCCUUAUGUUGUGUGUCCUUGUUGCUCUGCUAGCCGGAUUUUUUGACCGAGAAAGCCAUCCAAACUUGUUUCUAUGAGGUAAGAGUGAGCUUUAUGUUUUGGAUCUGUCAAGCCCAUUCCUUUUCGAGAAGAUAUCCGAUAUGCCCAUGCCAUGAUUGCUUUCAACAAUGAGACAUUGGAGCUUACAGCUUGUACAAAUUAUCUUUUAGUUUCGUAUAUGCCCAUUCUUAUGUGAGAAACGUUUGUGGUAGAUGCUAUUGUAUUUACUUUGCUAUGUGAGAGAACAAAUUACCUGAGGACCUCAGGCUAGUAGUGUGUAUGAAAACCCCUUUUCCUUGUCCAACUUUAGGAUGCGUCUUCGAAUUAUAUUAGUGUAGGAGGCAUCAUCUGAUCAAAUAUUAUGUUAGACAUUUAUUACCGUCUAAUAUGAGAGUUUGUAAUAGUAAACCUUUGUUAGUAGCACUUUGUGCUCUGCUAAGUUAGUAUUACUUGACUUACAGAGUGUAUUUAGGUUCUCUGAACCAUUAUAUAUGAAGGGCCGUUGUGUUUAGUGUU